This is a messenger RNA of Nycticebus coucang (slow loris), 5718 nucleotides long. It is a transcript of the gene MFSD6L, whose product is annotated as major facilitator superfamily domain containing 6 like. Bases 1676 to 3466 code for a protein of 596 amino acids. The transcript has a single exon. The record is from RefSeq and is a predicted model, not a curated record. Lineage: Eukaryota; Metazoa; Chordata; Mammalia; Primates; Lorisidae. Gene Ontology annotation, cellular component: membrane.
UUAAGGUUAGAUGAGGGUUCUGGGCCUCUUCCCCAACACCCUGGCUACCAGCUUACAAUGAAAGUGAAUGGUGGGCCAAAUUCUGGGACACAUAACACACACUUGUUGGCGAGCAGCCUCCACCUCCACCCCAGCCAAACUGAGUGUCCUGAGGAAACCUUGUAUGAAAAAUUGAUAUUUGGGGACAAAACCUCCAGCACCCUUCCAAAUGGGCUUGAACUGCUCCAUUUUCUCAAUUUAUACACCCUCUUCGAGCAAAAGAGAAAAUGCCUCUGAAAAACACUACUGUUGUGCCCAGAUCUCGAAAUCCCCCACAAAGACCACCAGGGAGCCGAGUCGGAUGCAAGAGCAAAAGGGCCUUUUAUUGCAAGUUCAAACUUGGGCUCCCAGGGACUCCGCUGCAAGGGAUCCAAGCCAGGAGCCCUGAGCUCUGGAGCAGGGGGUUCUUAUGGUCUUAUGGUCCAGCACAGCGGGUGGGCAUGCACAGCUUGAAACAAAGGGGGCCCUUCUGAAUUGGUUAGGUGGGGGGGGGUGUCCCUAAUUGGUGGGCGGUUGUCUCAUGAUUUCGGAGAAUUGCCUGGGCUUGUACUGAGUGAAAUGGCAAGGAAAGCGAAACUUAACUCUUAAGAUGGCCCCUUAAGAUGGCGCUGGUCCGGUUCUUUAACUACACCAAUCCAUGUGACUUGGACACCACUUCGGUUGCCUUAAGAUUGGUGAAGCGCUCGCAUUAGCUGCCUCCGGAGCUUGGCUUUUUGAUUAAAUAUCAGCUAAGCCCCUCUGGAGUGAGUUCUCCCAAACUGGGCACCUGACUGCCCCAGGUGUGGAUUUAAACUAUCCAGGACAUACCUCCUGCUUCUGGGGCUGUGACGUGCGGCUGCAGGAAGUGCCUGGACCAGAGUUGUCAGCCCUCUGUGGGGAUUGUCAGGGCUAAAGAAAGUUGCAUCACCCAAGGUCACGCCUCUCCCAGGGACAGUAGCGUCCAGUGAAACAGUUCUAGGACCGGGAGAAAAAUAACCGCCUUCCCCGAUUUUUGAUUCUGAUGGCAACAGACAAUAAACAAGGUUGAUAUUUGCACUACAAUCCCGCAGUGUGCUCGGAAGCGCUAAGCCGUGGAGAACAACGCAGCGGGGAAGGGGGGUGAGGAGUCGGGGGGAGGGGGGCUGAGUACACGUUUAUGAGAUCAGCAGUUACAUUUGGGGUGUACGGGGAUGAUCCCUCCGGGUGGUCACUCAUCAGGGGAGAUGAGGGAGGGAGCCUCGUGGAUAGCAUUCUCGCUCUCCCGACCCCGGCGGCGCGGAGGUGGCCCAGCGGGGCGCGCACUCCUCAGGCCCCAGGACGCGCCCCUCGCGCACCGGUGCCCGUCCGGGAGGUGGGGGAGGGGCGGAGGCAGCGGGACGUGGCAGGUGUGGCCGCAGGUGCGUCAGCCCCGCCCCUGCCUCUCUUCCGGGGAGGGGCCCCUUCCGGGCCGUCUGCCGGACGUGGGGGGACUGGGCGGCCGUUGACCCGGUGACCGCCGCGCCGUCAGAGGCUGUAAGCAGCGUCCAAUUCGCUCAGACUCCCAAGCCCCCCGAGCCGCCCUUCCGGGGACAUGGGGCCGCGCCCACCCUGCUCCCAGCUCUGCCCUUCUCCGGCCGGGGUCUGACGGGUCUGACCGGUCUGACGGAGCCAGGUGGCCAUGAGCGCCAACCCACAGUGGGACGUCAGUAGGGCGCUGGGGGUGGCCAAGCUCUUCCACUUGGUGUGUGGGGUCCGGGAUGCCUGCGUGACGCCCUUCCUGACCCUCUACCUGAGGCAGCUGGGCUUGGCCGCGCCCUGGGUGGGCAUCCUGAUGGGAACCAAGCACCUGCUCGCAGCCUUCUGGGGUCCCUUCUGCGCUUUCCUGGCCAAAAGCUACCAGAAACGGAGAGCGCUUCUGGUAGGCUCGCUGCUCGGCUCGGUGGGCGCCAGCCUGCUCAUGGUGCUGGUCCCACCGCUGGACAAACAGCUGGAGUACCACUCCUGUAACAGAAGCAGAAGCAUGACCACCACAGCCGUGCCACUGGGGGUCCCACUGACGGUGACUGUCACUUCUGCCCAAGGGCCUGCCUCAAACCACCCAGCAGGAGUACCCAGCCUCCCAGGCAGGAGUACUGGAGUCACUGGGGCAUAUGGCUUCAGAAAUGGAGCCAGUGAAGGUGACCAGGAAACGUCCAGGGAUCUGCAUGGCUAUCUAGUGGGCUCCACUGAAGGAGUUACAACCACAUCCCAAGGUCUUCUCCAUCCUCUCACCCCAGGGAUGAAAGACAGUUCCUGGGAAGGUACUUUUGAGGUGGUCAGCACUGCCCUCCCUUCGCUUCCAGGGGUCACAGCAAUGGGAAGUCUGGCCAAUUUGUCUGUGGCAAAGGGCAAAGCCCAGGUCCUUGGGCUCUCCUUGGAAGGGUUGAGGUGGACUUUCGCCCUCUCCUUGGGGUCCCUGGUAUUCUGGGAGCUGCUGACGGCCCCUCUGGAGCAGGUGGCAGAUGACAGCCUUUAUGAAUACCUGGAUUUUGUGGAUGCCACUGACCGGUACAGACACCUGUGGGUCUGGAGGCUGCUGGGCACGUCGGCAGGUGCAUGCAGCAUCGCGGCCUUGGUGGGGCAGCUGGACUGCUUCCUGAUGACCAACAGCCCCCGGGGUGUGGUGCACUUCUACGGCUACUCGCUGGUCAGCCUCCUGGCCUUGCCAGUGAGCAUUGCCUUCCCUGUUCCUGUCUGCCGGCGCCGGGAGCACAGCUACAGAAGCGUCAAAGCCCUGUCUCUGGUGGGAAGCAACCCUCGCCUGGUGCUGCUGGCCGUCACUGUGUUUUUGUUAGGGGCUGUGGCCAGUACUGUGCAGAACUUCUUGUUCUGGCACAUGAAGGACCAUGGAAGCAGUGAACUGGUUAUGGGUUUCUCAGUUGCCCUCAGCCUGCUGGGGGAAAUUCUGCUUCAUCCCUUCAAAACUACAUUGCUUAGGAAACUGUCCAGGGUGGGCACGGUGGGGCUGGGGUUGGGCUGCCUUGCUGGGCAGCUGCUCUACUAUUCCUUCCUCUGGAGCUGGUGGUCUGUCCUCCCCGUUCAGAUCUUGAGUGCCGUCAGCUACGGGGCUCUGUGGUGGGCAGUUGGGGCCUCCAUAGAGGCCCUGGCCACUCCGGGCACAGAGAGGUCUCUGCGCACCAUGUUCCGAAGCCAUUUUUACGGGAGUGGCUCUGGCCUGGUAAGCUUUGUGUCAGGCUUUGUGGCCAUGCAUUUCAGCCUGUCUCUGCUCUACCAGGCUGGCUGUGUGAUCCUGCUGCUCUGGUUGGCCUUGUUCCUGUCCAUCCAGCCGAGGCUGCCCCAAGAGCGGAAAAUCAACUACUCAAAGCUGCUGGCCCUGGAGGCGAGUGACAGCAGUGACUCUGAGCAGGGGACAGAAAGGGACUGGCUUGUGAAGGCCAUGAGGGAGGAACACUUAGACUGGAAGGGCUGAAAGUCAGAUUGCACUGAUCUGAGAAGGAGCUAAUGGAUUGGACAAAACUCAGUGCCCAGGACAAAGUCCAACCUUGAACCACAGGGAGUCUUGGGAGAAAGAGGGUGUGUCUAUGCGGAAGGUCAAAUAGGAUUAUCUCGUUGCAUGAUUUUCUUUACUUUUUUAGUAAAAAGAGAUUCAACUUCCUGCCAUUCAAUCUUUUUUACAUAAUGGAGGAAGAAUACACUUGCUAAGAAACAAAAAAACGUUUCUUUUGUAGUCACUAUAUUUUGAUGUAUAAGGUUUUCGAGAGUGUUGAUAGUCCUGACUCUGUAGCAAUGGCUAAACUGAUCAAAUUGGCAGUGCCAGGAAGGCCCUGGGCACCUGCAGGAUUCAGCUGAUUUGGAUGAGUCAUGGCAGUCCUGUGGGCCAUAAGGGCAUUAGCCUGAUCCUAUAAAAGUCCUGUUGCAGGCAGAGAAGAAUGAUAAUGAAAACUGAAACUCCUCUCCCCACUGAUAUAUAUACACACCCACGUACUUAAGUUUCCAGAAGAGAAAAUCACAGGGAAUAUAUCACGUGUUUGAUGGGUAAGGGGUGUUAAUAGGUUUCGUUCUUACUCUCAAAUGUGUAUGUUACCAGGGGAAGGAGCCUUAGAAUCAUUAUCCAUAUUUACAUCAGAGCAAGGGCAAUUCCAUGUCCUUUGGACUCACAUUUUGCACAUUCUGCCUCACAAGAGCACAUAGAGAUUUAAACAUCUGUUUUGGGGUACAGCGGCCUCCAUAGGAUAAGAUGCUGCAGGUACUCCACACUGGGAUUUUUAGAGAAGCAAACUAGUGCUGCUGUCUUCCCAGACUCCCUGGACUCCUCCCUGACACCCAGGGAAGGGCCCUUUAUUCCAGAAGUCAAUGUCCAAGAGUCCAAUUCUUCUACCUUAUAUUCAGCUAAAUAUAAGAUAUUGAAUUUAGAAGAAGACUUGUUCUACAGAUCCAAAAAUGUCUCAUAGCUGUAGAAGGGGAACCAGAUAUGUGAAUAUCCACUGGGUCAGAAAUGGGUCUAGGGUUUUUAUUAUUAUUUAAUUUUCCAUAGGAAACUUUAGUAUACAAAUAAGCAACAAAAAAUUACCUCUGCCUUGAGCAAUUAGAGAUUGCUUUGUCUCACAUAAGUCAAAUGAAGGGGUAGCCCAGAGGUGGUACAGCUGCCCAGUAGUGCCCCCGGGGACCUAGAAUCUUUUCAUCUCUUUACUCCAUCAUACUCAGCUUGUAGGUGAGUAUUUGUACUACUCUCAUAAUAACAAGAUGGCUGCUGCACCUCCAGACCUUUCAUCCAUGUUCCAGACAGGAAGGAAAGACAAUAGGACAAAAGGAGAAACAGGACUGGUGCCUAUAUUAGGAAAAUAAAAUCCUUCCCAGAACUCCUCAGCUGACUUCUGAAUGGAUGGUGUCGACAUGGUCACCCCUAACUGCCAGGGAGUCUGGAAGGCAGAGCAUUUUUAGCUCAGAACAGUUAUACCCCAAGCAAAAUCAGGGUUGUAGUAGGAAGAAGGUGGGGCUGGAUAUAGAAUUGGCAACAAGGUAUGUCUAUGGCAGCAUCAGCAGUGGGACUCACAGCCAGACCUGACUCAUUCCAAAGCCUGUUUUCCUUUCACCCCCAUAGUCGUCCUCCCCACAGGAAUGACUUUAGCGAUUUGACCCCCACAAAUUUGUUAUUUGCCUUUUACAAAAUGAGGAAAUGGAGUCUCAGAAAAGCUACGCACAGGGUCACUGGCAAAAACACUACCAGAACUCUGAUCUCCUUACAUCAAAUGUAGGGCAUUGACUUCUAUGUCAGUAAUUCCCCAGCCUGGCCAUCCAUCCCAAUCUGGGGAGCAAAUGCAAAAAAAUACCAGUUUCCUGGAUUCCACCAGACUCUUGCAGAUGGGGCCCAGAAUCUGUAUUUUUAAUGCAACGUCCAAGUGAUUGUGAUGUGGUUAACCAAGGCUAGUCACUCGGUUGCCCUUGCCGUCUCUAUCCCACCACACCUUUGCCAAAUGCUCCUAGUGUUCAGUGGAACAAAUCCUAGCCAUUGAGGGGUCAAUGCAGGCCAGGCACCAUUCUAAGCACUUUACAGAUACUAGCUCAUUUUAUCCUCAAGGUGAUCAUAAGAUGUAGUCACGAUUAACAUCUCCAUUUUACAGAUGGCAGAACUGAUGGCUAAGAAACUUGUUUGAAGUCACACAGCUAGCAGGUGGCAGAGUCGGGGUUCAGAUCCAGCCUGGUGGCUCCUGAGUCUGAGAC